CAGUUGUCUCUAAAAUAGCAUUUGUCGGUUGCGAGAACAGGUUUCUCUGUCUGCUUGGAACAAACAGACUGUUUAAGAGCAAUUCAUGGGUGUUGCACAAACUGCUGCCAUCACAGGAGGAGCAGUAGGAGCAGUGGGUAUAGUGCUCAUGGCCCCUGUGGCCUUGAGCGCCAUCGGCUUCACCUCAGCUGGGAUAGCAGCGGGCUCCUACGCUGCAAAGAUGAUGUCGGCUGCUGCCACUGCUAACGGAGGCGGGGUGGCAGCAGGAAGCCUGGUGGCGAUUCUACAAUCUGCAGGUGCAUCCGGUUUUACAGCGUCCGCCAACACGGUUCUGGCCAGCAUUGGAAGUGCUCUUGGAACCUGUGUUGGAGCUGCAGUGGGAUGGCUGUCAAACAUCUUUCAGAAACGAAACGAACAAAAAAGAAGGGAGGAAGCGAUGGCAGUCGUUCUGUUUGGCAUCGCUGCAGGAGCUUUAUUUAUGUGGUCAAAACACUAAUUAUUAUUUUUGCUUUCUCAGUAUCGGUGACCUCAUGUUAUACAUUUCAUCCCAUUUCUGCUUCAUUGGUGCUCCAGUUAAACAAAAUAAGACAAAACCCAACUUUCAUUAAAUUCUUUACAGAAGGUUUAAAAUAUAUUAAUACCCUGUGAUACAUCAAUACAAAGCAUAGUUGUGAAAUAGAAGAAACAUGAUUCAUGGAUUUCCAAUUGGCUACACCGUAAAACUAAAUUUGUAUCCACUCCCCUCUUGGUCUGUAAUUUUUUUUCUUGAACUGCCUUUCACUGCAGAUUUGAAAUUACUUUUUGAUUUUGAUUUUUUUCAGUUGAAACCAGAAGUUUACACGUAGCAAAUAAGUAUAUGUAAACUUCUGGUUUCAACUGUAAAUGGAAUCUUUAAGGAAAAUAAUCCCCUACUACCUGAAUAAAGAAAAUAUGUAUUCUGGUAAAUGGUACGGAGUGUCGUGUAAAGUGGAGUUUGGCCUCCCUGAAGUCCAGAUUUAAAGAGUACUUAAAAAUUGAUCUGUUGAAAUAGCAAAAGGUUAUGUGAAAUUUGGAAAUGUCAUUUUGACUGGCCUACAGUUUAAAAGGACUGUGAAGCAGCACUACUUAUUGGUAAUUGUCACAAUAAUCAGCAAUCAUGUUUAAUGUGUUUGCGAAUUAGAAACGACCACACCACUACAAGUCAACAGCCUUCAUUAAACUCUGAUCAACUUCAAAGUUGAUCAGAGUUUAAUGAAUGUGUCUCAAGUAGAUGGUAGAGGAAAGGUUGGGAAAAGAGGAAGUGAAAGGACAAAAACACAACAGGAGUUAUUUAACACAUUGAUGCACCACUGAAUUUUGAAACAGCAUUAUUUGGAUUUGCUUUUCCAAUAAAAUUUGCAAAAAAAUUCCUGAAUAAAACUGGUU
Poecilia latipinna (sailfin molly) is the source of this 1404-nucleotide messenger RNA. RefSeq names its product interferon alpha-inducible protein 27-like protein 2A. The transcript is spliced from 4 exons. Gene Ontology annotation, cellular component: mitochondrial membrane. Gene Ontology annotation, biological process: intrinsic apoptotic signaling pathway; release of cytochrome c from mitochondria. Bases 86 to 496 code for a protein of 136 amino acids. Lineage: Eukaryota; Metazoa; Chordata; Actinopteri; Cyprinodontiformes; Poeciliidae. The record is from RefSeq and is a predicted model, not a curated record.